Molecule: messenger RNA, 2426 nt
Organism: Galeopterus variegatus (Sunda flying lemur)
Lineage: Eukaryota; Metazoa; Chordata; Mammalia; Dermoptera; Cynocephalidae
Gene: RNFT2
Product: ring finger protein, transmembrane 2
Exons: 8
Coding region: 128-1192 (354 amino acids)
Biological process (GO): positive regulation of ERAD pathway
Molecular function (GO): ubiquitin protein ligase activity
Source: RefSeq, a predicted model, not a curated record
CCUGAAGGCAGAAACAGCCUCCUCACCCACGCUCUUCUCCGGCUUGACAGGCAACCUUCCUGCCAGCCCGUUCCCAACCAGCCUGGUGCUGGGGUCCUCUGCCAGCGGUGGGGACGUGUUCAUCCAGAUGCCGGGGUCCAGGGAGGAAGGAGGGGGCCGGGGCGAGGGGGGCACCUACCACCACCGCCAGCCCCACCACCACUUCCACCAUGGUGGCCACCGUGGGAGCUCCCUGCUGCAGCACGUGGGUGGGGACCACCGAGGACACUCGGAGGAGGGGGGUGAUGAGCAGCCAGGGACACCUGCCCCUGCCCUGUCUGAGCUGAAGGCUGUGAUCUGCUGGCUCCAGAAGGGACUCCCCUUCAUCCUGAUCCUCCUGGCCAAAGUGUGCUUCCAGCAUAAGCUCGGCAUCGCUGUGUGCAUCGGGAUGGCCAGCACCUUCGCCUAUGCCAACUCCACACUCCGAGAACAGGUCUCUCUCAAGGAGAAGAGGUCGGUGCUGGUCAUCUUGUGGAUCUUGGCCUUUCUGGCAGGGAACACUCUAUAUGUGCUCUACACAUUCAGCUCCCAGCAGCUAUACAACAGCCUUAUAUUCCUGAAGCCCAACCUGGAGACUCUGGACUUCUUCGACCUGCUGUGGAUUGUGGGGAUCGCAGACUUUGUGCUGAAGUACAUCACCAUCGCCCUCAAGUGCUUCAUUGUGGCCCUGCCCAAGAUCAUCCUGGCUGUCAAGUCUAAGGGAAAGUUCUAUCUGGUCAUCGAGGAGCUGAGCCAGCUGUUCCGGUCACUCGUCCCCAUCCAGCUGUGGUACAAAUACAUCAUGGGUGAUGACUCCUCCAACAGCUACUUCCUGGGAGGGGUCCUGAUCAUUCUCUACAGCCUCUGCAAGUCAUUCGACAUCUGUGGCCGCGUGGGUGGAGUUAGGAAAGCCCUGAAGCUUCUGUGCACCUCUCAGAAUUAUGGAGUCCGAGCCACUGGGCAGCAGUGCACAGAAGCCGGUGAUAUCUGUGCCAUCUGUCAGGCCGAGUUCCGAGAGCCUCUAAUUCUCCUGUGCCAGCACGUGUUCUGUGAGGAGUGCCUCUGCCUGUGGCUGGAUCGUGAGCGCACCUGCCCACUCUGCCGCUCGGUUGCUGUGGAUACCCUGCGCUGCUGGAAGGAUGGGGCCACCUCGGCACAUUUCCAGGUGUAUUAGGGCUAAACACUGAGGACACACGGGAGAUGUUGGAAAGUGAGUGUUCCUGGAUCCAUCCAUGGGGGCUUCCUGGAAAAAAGCCUCAAGCACUGACAUCCUGCCUCCUGCCGUCCAGCACCUCCGACCCCAAAGCCAGGCCCCUGUUCCCCUGACCUUCACCUUCCUCUCUUGUUCUUUGUGCAGUGUGUGCGCCCUUCCACUAUGAAUAGGGAAGUCCUCCAGACUCAGACUUGAUCUUCUCCCAGGUAGUUCUUCCAUUUCCCCUCCAAGUCAAGGAACUGGUAAUUUGUGAAGUUCCCACCUGCUGGUUAUUUUAACCGAGCACUAGUACUCAGUACUUGAUGCUGCAAACUCCGGAAGAGCCUGGAGAUAACUCCCUCCCCCAAAGAGCCCAGGUCUGCAGAUUAAAACCACUGUGAAGUGUUUUGAAAAUACAAAUGCUGGGCCCCACCCUAUACCUGUUCAGGUUGAGUAUCCUCUAUCUGAAAUGCCUGGGACUAGAAGUGUUUCAGAUUUUGGAUUUCUUCGGAUUUUGGAAGAUUUGCAUUACACUUACUGGUUGAACAUCCCUUAUCUGAAAUUCCAAAAUCCGAAAUGCUCCAAUGAGCAUUUUCUUUGAGCAUGACCUGUGAACAUAUUCCCCCUUCCCUGCUCAAUUUUUGGAUGUUGGAGCAUUUCAGAUUUCGGAUUCCCAGAUUAGGGGCGCUCAACCUGUAAUAACUUAAUGUACCAAACACGUAGUGUGUACCAGGCACAGCAUUGAGAACCCUGUUUGGAUUACCUCCUGUUGUCCUCACAACGGCCCUAUGAUGGAGGUACUGUUGAUUCCCCCAUUUUACAGGUGAGGAAACUGAGGCACAGAGCUUGGUGUGGCAACUUUUCCAGGGUCACCCAGCUAGCAAUGGCAGAUGGAGUUUCUAACACUGGCUUGGUCUGGCUUCAGAGUCUGCACACCGUGCUGGUGUGCUGCUCAGACACUCCAGGCAUGGGGCCCAGCAGACAUGGUUUGUUAAAAGCACAAGAGGUGAUUCGAUACCCAUUCCUGGUUGAGAACCAGUGGCCCAGCUGCAUAGCUUAUUCAACACAAACUGCAUUGAUAAUACAGUGAAUGCUAGCUCCUGAAAUCUGCUAUUUGUGUCCAGAGAAAGACUUGGCCCUUAAAAUUGUUAUUCUCCUGGUCUCUGGCUGGGAUGCUUAAUCCCAUUUGGGUAUCAAGAAAUGUAAACUUUGGCCC